This is a messenger RNA of Plectropomus leopardus (leopard coralgrouper), 426 nucleotides long. The record is from RefSeq and is a predicted model, not a curated record. NCBI's taxonomy places the organism in Eukaryota, Metazoa, Chordata, Actinopteri, Perciformes, Serranidae.
CAUCUGCUCUCUAUCUCAAGCUCCACAUCUGGCGCCCAAACCCACUGGAGCUCCUCCAGAUCCAAACCCAGUUCCUCCCAAACCUACAGCUGCUGCCCCGGCCACGGCCCCCAAACCUUCAGGACCAGCAGUGGGUCCGACUCCGAACAUCAAACCACUAACACCGACCCUGGCUCCAGCUCCAGCUCCAUCCCCGGCUCCGGCCCUGGUUCCUGCUCCGGCCCCGGCUCCGGCCCCGGCUCCAGUUCCAACUCCGGCCCCGGCCCUGGCCCUGGCUCCAGUUCUGGCUCCGACCCCGGCCCCGACCCCGGCUCCGGCUCCGGCUCCGGCUCCGGCUCCGGCUCCGGCUCUGAGGAAAGGCCCUGCGAUCCCGACCAAACCAGAGACCACCAUCACCGCUAACCCAAACUCCUCAGACCCUCCUCU